AUGGAUGGGAAAGCUGAAGGACAUAAACAUGUGCAAAGGGAAAUGGAUAGAGAUGAGAUAUGCUUUUUCGACUUGAUUGAUCUGAUCGAGGGUUCUGGGUACACAUUAGUCGACUAUCUAUACUACAAGAGAAAAGAUAGCUUGGUUGUAAUAGAACAAGAUUUUGAUGUGAUGGAAAUGCUCAACGAGUGUGAGAGCGAAAAGACGCAUAUCCAACCCCACCGUGGAAGAGGAGGUAGAAAGAAAAAGAAAGGAUUACAUGUAAUGCAUACUGAAGCACUAUAUGCUAACGAGGUUGAGCAGCACGAUGAUGAAAACCAAAACACAUCAGGUGAUGGCGAUGAAGUACCUGAUAAACGAAAGGGGACCAUUUUAACACAUGUUUGGGAUCUACUUGAAGGAGAUCGGAUAGUAACAAAGUUCUUAUAUCCUCGUUCAUGUGAGAAAUGGAUAUUGAAAUCAAUUGGAAGAGAUUGGAGAAAACACAAGGCAACAUUAAAAAAUACACUAUUUAAUCCAAAGAAGAAAAAAUAUGUUUUGAGCAGGCGUUGUCUAGAUGAUAUCGAUGAAGAUCAAUGGAAGGCCCUAACCCUAAGUGAGAGGAACAAAAUAAGUCGUGAAAUGAAGAAGACAACACAUACAACGGGUACAAAGAGUUAUGCUCGUUGGUCUGAGGAUAUGGUUGAACUGGAUAAUCUCUUACACACACAACUAGAGUUAGCACAAAAUAGUGAGGGAGGAGUUGCAUGGGAAGGUGAUGCAGUACAUCAGGUGUUGGGAGAAGAGAAAGCUGGACAAGUGCACCGCAUGGGAUUGCUUCCAGUUCCUAAACAAGUUUAUGGUCGAAAAACAUACCAUUUUAAGGACAUUAAUAUAGUUUCACUAGAUGGCUCAUCAUCUGAUGUAGAGACUCACAUGUUAGAGGAAAUAAGGCAACUCAAAGAGCAUUCUAGAAUGCAAGACAAAGUUAUUGAAGAACUAAAAAACAAUCAAAGGCACCAUGAGAACCAAGAAGCAACAAUGGUACCAAUGGAAAUUGUGCUAGGAGUGAUCAUAACAAUUGUCAGAAUCAAGCGGUGCUUCCUAAAAGAAAGAGAGUUCACUGUGUUGCACCCAACCAGAAUGAUGGAUUCCUUGAGCACAGGGAUGGAUUGGUAA
This is a messenger RNA of Miscanthus lutarioriparius, 1158 nucleotides long. Lineage: Eukaryota; Viridiplantae; Streptophyta; Magnoliopsida; Poales; Poaceae. The record is from the annotation of a GenBank genome assembly.